Molecule: messenger RNA, 1461 nt
Organism: Diaporthe citri
Lineage: Eukaryota; Fungi; Ascomycota; Sordariomycetes; Diaporthales; Diaporthaceae
Exons: 5
Coding region: 1-1461 (486 amino acids)
Molecular function (GO): oxidoreductase activity, acting on paired donors, with incorporation or reduction of molecular oxygen; heme binding; monooxygenase activity
Source: RefSeq, a predicted model, not a curated record
AUGGCGAUAACGGAUAUAGCCACCCCUACUGCAUGGCUAGGAAUCAUCGCAACGGCCCUCUUGAUCUAUUAUUUAGCCUCGACAAUUUACUCCUGGAGUCGGCUUCGGAGCGUUCCAGGUCCUUUUAUCGCCGGCAUCUCAUCACUUUAUGAAAUUUCAAGCACCGCCACUGGCCAAGAAGGAUGGCUGUACAACGACCUGGCCAAGAAAUACGGCCACCUCGUCAGGAUCAGCCCCAACACUAUCCUGACAGACGACCCAGACGUCCUGCGCAGAAUGUGCGGCGCCCGGGGAACCUAUGGCAAAGAUGCUUUCUACAGCGGCUCGUUCAAGCACCCGGAUCAUGACACCAUGUUCUCAACGACGGAAAUACCAGCUCACGAUGCCAUCAAGGCCAAAUUAGCAGGUCCCUAUGGCGGCCGCGAGACAUUAGCUAUGGAGCCGAUAGUAGACGACAUCAUCAGGGCACUCAACCAGCACAUCCGAGACGAGCUGUCCCAAGGCCCGGGCCGGGCGCGCAUUGUCAACUUUGCCGAUAUUGCUAACUUCUUCACCAUGGACGUCAUCACUCGUGUCGCGUUUGGGAGUGAGCUGGGAUUCCUGAGGACCCACUCUGACGUCCAUGGGCUCAUGGCUGCGCUUCGGGCGACUAUGAGGACCUAUACCAUUCCGAUGAACGUCCCCUGGCUGCGGUCUAUAACAACCUCAAACUACUUUCUCAAAGCAUUUGGUCCCAAGAUCAAGGUUGAUGCGUACUCUGUGACAGAAUCAUGGAAGAAGAACUCAAAAAACGAUUCAAGCCUGGAGCCCCUGACGAGAAAGACCUACUGCGAGGCUUUGUUCGCCAUGUCGGCUGGGUCGGACACAACAGCUGCGACUAUACGCUGCACAAUGCUGUAUCUUAUGACAAAUCCGCGCGUGUACCAUAAGCUCAAACAGGUCGUCAGAGAGGCCGUCGACGAGGGACGGGUAUCAAGCCCAAUCAAGCACGACGAGGCCAAGCAGUUUCCCUAUCUUCAGGCUGUCAUAUACGAGGGGCUCCGCAUGCGGCCACCUACACCGAUCAAAUUCCCCAAGGUGGUUCCCCCCCAAGGUGAUGAGAUCGACGGCAAGUUCAUACCUGGCGGCACCGCCGUCGGAUGGAACUUGAUACCCAUGAUGCGCUCACCCCGCCACUGGGGCCACGACGGCGAACUCUUCCGCCCCGAACGCUUCACGGAGGCGGACGAGGACAAACGCGCGUCAAUGGAACGGCUGGUCGAGAUGGUCUUUGGCCACGGCCGGUUCGGCUGCGCUGGGAAACCGCUGGCGUUCAUGGAGCUGAACAAGGUCUAUUUUGAGCUUUUCCGGUACUUUGACUUCCAGCUUGUUAACCCGAUGAAGCCGUGGCACUCGGAGCUUUGGAGUAUAUGGAUGGACGACGCCUUCAUGGUGCAGAUCAGUGAAAGUGUCGCAGAUUGA